ACGGUGUUUGAUUUCCCACUGCAGCAGGCGUUCGCGGAACACUGGGAGAAUUUUAUUGACAUUAUAAAUUACAAUAAGAAUAUAUCAAGCGUGAAGAUUGUUGCUGAUCUAGCACCGAACAUGGAUAUUGUUUAUUAUGCCAUGAAGGAUAUGGCGACAAUCAAAGGGCGAGAAUUCCUGACCUGUCGCACAUUUCGCCGCGUUGGUGACGAAAUUAUCGAAGCUGCGCGAAGCUUCAAUCUGUCGGAUGUCAAACAAAGUUCUAUGAAAAUACGAGGGCACGUGAUACUCGCGGGCGGACGCUUUCGAAUUCAUCCAAAGGAUUCUACGAAAACGAUUGUUGAUUAUGUGAUGUGUGUAGAUUUUAAAGGUCCUGAUAUCCCAAAAGUGAUCAUGGAUGCUACGAUGAGCAUGCUUAUCAUGCAAGAUGCAGAAUAUACAAGGAAACAAAUUGAAAAGCUUAAGCAAGAAGCCACCUGA
Gongylonema pulchrum is the source of this 480-nucleotide messenger RNA. NCBI's taxonomy places the organism in Eukaryota, Metazoa, Nematoda, Chromadorea, Rhabditida, Gongylonematidae. The record is from the annotation of a GenBank genome assembly.